Molecule: messenger RNA, 4757 nt
Organism: Lethenteron reissneri (Far Eastern brook lamprey)
Lineage: Eukaryota; Metazoa; Chordata; Hyperoartia; Petromyzontiformes; Petromyzontidae
Product: schwannomin-interacting protein 1-like
Biological process (GO): positive regulation of hippo signaling
Cellular component (GO): cell junction; plasma membrane
Source: RefSeq, a predicted model, not a curated record
UCUCUCGCACUCUCACCCACGCAACGGCCGCAGCAGAAACCACACUUAACACGGUACAUCAAUUUAAUACUCUCGCUCUGUCUCUCUCUCUAUCUCGUUAUAUAAGCAAGACAACUGCGAACUAUACACACGCGCCUUUUAUUCGCCGGUUUAAUCUCGAACCCACUUCGUUUCAGUUUGUCGAAGCCGAGCCGGCCAGCAUCAAGAUACCUCCGUCGUGAGAGACACACACAGAGAGAGAGAGAGAAACACAACGACAAGAGAUGAGUUGCCCGCUCACGUGAAUCUCUCGCGAUAAGAAUUAGGAGACAUCAAUUGGUUUGGUGAAUGGGUGUCUGGGGGAAGGGUUGUUCCACCUCGCACGGGCAUGGAAUGUUCGGCUCAGAAUGGACCCUGAAGUAUACCCGGUGAGAGCAUCAGACGCACGGGAAGACGCGAGGAGGCGGGCACGGACGGACCAACCGCGCGAGUCGAGCAUCACCCGAGUUCGUCGACACCCUCCGCCUUCUUCCUCCCAGCAGCCGCCGCACAGAUGGAUCGUACCGCACGCCUGCCCGUGCGGUGGAGCGGCGACGUCUCGCUGAAUGACAACGGCGGCGGGCGACGUCCACAGCUGCAGCGGCAGCAGCAGCAGCAGCAGCGAAGGACGGGCACGCCGACCCAGCGCGCCUGGCCGGGAGACGAUGACGGCGGAGGAGGAGGAGGCGACGCGGGGGACGUGGGGGGCCCCGGAGGGACGGGUGAGCGUUGGGGGGGGCCCACGGUGGGUAGGGCCCUGGGGGGGUCCCCCGCCUCUCAGUCGCCAUCACCGACGUCGGAGAAACUCUCCGCGUCGCUCAGCAUGGCCUCCGCGUCCGCAAGCAGCACGCCGGACUCGCGCGAGGAUGUUAUGGACCUGAGCAGUGACCCGUGCCUGAGUCGCUCCAGCUCGGAGGCGUGCUCCACCAAGGAGACUCCCUGCUCCGAGGGAAAGAGCUCCCCGAGCCUGGAGCUCGAUGACGACGAUGAAGAGGAGGAGGAGGAGGAAGAGCGGGAGGGGAGAAAGGGACGGAACGACGACGACGACGAUGACGACGACACUUCCGGCGGCUCCGACUUCCGGGAGUAUGAGCGCUGCGUGUUGCAGGAGUGGCACGACGAUGUGGAGGAGGAGCGCGUUCGAGCCGUCAGACUCCUCCGCUGUAACGACGACGACGGCGGCGGUGGUGGUGGUGCCAGCGACCAGGUGACGGGAGGAGGAGGUCGUGCCAGUGAUGGCCGCACCUCCCCUCUGCCCGGGCGCCCCACGCUGUCGCCCAAUGCCAACUCGGCCCAUGACGGUGGCGGCGGCGGUGGUGGUGCCGGCGUGAGCGGCGGCACGCGCGGCCAGGACGUCGCCACCUCCCUACCCCGGCAACUUUCGCCCAACGCCAACUCCUCGAGCGUCCGGGGCGCUGGCACGGGGGCCGGCGGUGGAUCGUUGGGAGCGGCCGCAGCCAAAGCGGCCAUCAGUGGCGGCGUAAGGGGGGGCGGCACCGCAACCGCCGUUGCCGUCGUGACUUCCAGUUCUGCUGCCGCUGCCAUCACUGCCUCUGCAAAUGUCACGUCCGACGGCGGCGGCGGUGUCGGCGGAGAUGAUGGGGCUGACGCUCCUCUUCCCACCAUGGAUUGGGACGCGCUGGAGCGACACCUCGCCGGGCUGGCUGCUGAGCAGAGUGGGCGGCAAGGGGCGGCAGCGGCGCGGGCCGGCGGCUCCGGCAGCGCCAGCGGAAGUCCAGCUCCCUCUGCGCAGAGGAGCGAGCGGGAGUCCAUCCGGCAGAAGCUGGCGCUCGGAGGGUUUCUGGACGAUGGGCCGGGCAUCUACACCACGUGCAGCCGCAGCGGAAAGCCAAGCCUCUCCUCCCGGCUGCAGAGCGGCAUGAACCUGCAGAUCUGCUUCGUCAACGACAGCGGGAGCGACGCCGAGGAGAGCAGCAAGACCGAGACCAGCCCUGACACCCCCGCGUCUCCCAUGAGCAAGCAGAGCUCGUCAUACUCGGAGCGCGACAGCCCCGAGGAGGAGGGGGACGAGGACGCGAUGGAGUCGCCCCUCGACGAGAUGGACUUUGCGUCGCGGCGCCGUCGGCUGCAGGACGAGGCGCGCAUGGCGCUUGCCAUGGCACAGCCGAUGGCGCGCAUGCAGGUGCAGGUGGAGAAGCGCAGCAAGCCGCCCCUCUCGGACCUGCUCCCGCACCUGCCCCACCUGGGCGAGUCUCUGCUCAAGCGGAGCCUCCGUCCGGGCGACCUGCACGGCAUGACGGAGGGGCAGCUGCAGGUCAUCGUCAACGACCUCCACUCGCAGAUCGAGAGCCUCAACGAAGAGCUGGUGCAGCUGCUGCUGGUGCGGGACGAGCUGCACAUGGAGCAGGAUGCCAUGCUGGUGGAUAUUGAGGAUAUGACGCGGCACGCGGAGGAGCAGCACAAGUUUAUGGGCGCCAAGCUGGUGUCCAAGUGAUGUGGCAAGGUCGGCGACUCCUGCGGGAGUGGCGCGGAGCGAGCGGGAAUCUGAAUCCCCGUCGAAACGUACAAACAAACGUGCAAAAAGCGAAACUCGCGAGGGUUCGCCGCCCUAUUAUCGGUGCCAAAGGCAAACAGGCCGAGUUGCAAUCCCCUAGGGUAACGACACCGGGAGCCUGCGCCGCUAGCCCAGGCCGACCGCGUCUUCCGCGGUUGUUCCGCGGGCGGCUCUUCCCCCCCCCCCCCUCCCCCCGUUGUUCGACCGAAGAAGAGGCUCCCAAGCAAGCACGUGGAGCCGAAACGUCGGACAUCAACGGCGCGACCCGUCGGCGUGGCGGGGAGGGUUUCGACAGAACUCUACAAAGACUUAAGUUAGCCAUAGGCAUUAUAACGUGUCCGUUCACAGGUUUCCUGUUAAGAUGGGGCUCAUGCUAUAAGUGGCUAAUGGGAUCCCAGGCCAUCGCCAAACACUCAAACCCACGUGUCGAUCGUCGCUAUUUGCUUGGCUGCAGUGUGAUGGGGCUUUGUUGUCCGUAUGCUCGACGUUGCUUCAGGCAAAGUUGUCGCACGGUCCGUCCGUCCGUCCGGUUGCUCUCAACACUCACGGACGCGCUGUUGCGAUGGGCAGCAUCUCAUUUUAAAGAUCCAUUUCGUGUAUUUAUUUUGUGAUUAUUUUACAAGAAAACAAUUUUUCUCACGCAAUUUUUGCCCCAGCAGCGGCACAGCGGCCCACCCAAGUGGAUAUCGCGGGGCUGCGUCCGAGAGAUUCCCCGCCCCUUCGAGUGACCCCUGAUCCAUGCAGAGUGGAGGGCGGCGUUUCCCAUUCCCUGCUUUGCGUGCGAGAGUGAAGUUCGUCGCGUCACCGUCACACCGAUGUUUUUAAUUUCCCGAGUGCUGAAAUUUCACCAAAUUAAGUGCGGAACCAAAGUUUUUACGCGACGAUGGCUUUUUUAUUUGUGGUUUUAUUUGUGCAGUCAUUGGUGACCAGGCUGAGACCGUCAAAACGGAAAGAUGUUUCAAAAUGUACCCUCCGCUGUGCAUCAAGCUUUCAUCACCCGAAUGAGUAAUUUAAACAUGAGCAAAAAUAUUUCAGCUGGUUGCAGGAAACACUAUGUAAUACGAUUUUUGUCCCUGGGUAGUAAGUGUUAUUUUCUAAUUGCUUAUGCUUCAAAAGUAUAUAAAAUGGCUAUUAUUUCACACAAACUUUGCUUUUGUCACCAGGACUUUAUGUGAAGAAAUGACACAAAUGCACACCGCGUUUUCUCAUUGAAAAUAGGUACAUUUCAAAUGAUCAGUCCUGGUCAUAAAAGCAAAGUUUGUGGGGCAUAUCAAUUUUCUGUACUUUUGAGGCAUAAGCAAUUAGAAACUAAACACUUACUACCCAGGAACAAAAAAAAACAUUUUUGUUACACAGUGUUAUUCACCAAUAUUGUCAUAAAGAAACACAACGAAUUGGCAAAGUACAAGUAUGUUUUUCUUUUACCAGAUUUUAAUUAAACGACGUGAAAUGUGUAUAGAUCUCAUUGUAUAAUGUUGUCUCCCAACUACCGCGUAAGGCACAAUCUUUCGUCAUCUUAAUCCUGUUUUAGAUUUGAAGUUUUCGUGACUGCAAUAUAUAUAAUCCUGUUUUCCCAAUUGCAUCCCCCUCGUGCUCUCGGGUGUCGCAUCACGAUUGGACAAAAGCAUCCGUAUUGGAUCUUUUGCAGAGCAGUGCAACCCUGGAUGUAUUUAAAGAGUGGCCCACAGAAGUUGACACCUCUGCACCCACAGUAUUCUGGAGCACCACUUUGCCCCCGUCUGCCCUGCUGCAGAGAGUAAUGCCCGUCACAUUUUACGGUGGAACACUUUACGGAAACCAAAUUUAACGCCAUCGAUGUGUGCAGUUAUUUGGCUGGACCGGGCCUGGAACCAACAAUGCACUGCACUUGACGACGAACCCGGAUUUCGUCGCAGGCAGCGGCUGAAAGUCUGGAAUUGAACCCAGGAUGUUAGCGGUGCCGGCUAGGCAUCUCCGAUCUCCUCCCAAAAGUCACCAUCGGACUUCGCUCUGCCAGGAAGAAGGGACACGCGGUCAAAAUGUAACCUUAUUCAUGUACUCUUCUGUUCGAGGACUGUGUGCUAUGACAAUGCUGGUAAAAUAUUUGUACUCCGUGCUUACGCAUCACCGCGGAACCGUUUUGUUGUGUUGAGUUUGUUGUCAUUUCUCCGCGCCUCUGGUUAGCACGGUUGGCUACGCACGGUGUGAAAGAAGUUCAACGUGUAUACAUGCACUGCCAACUCCA